UUGUUUCGAUAGCCAUCAACCCUAGAGACGAGGGUUCCACCCCCGUCUACCCCUGCUCGCCUCACAUAUCCCACAUCACCACAUCACCACACAAACCUACUUGACAAUGUCCCCGAACGUACGGGCCCAGGGACCACCUGCUACCCUGGUCAAGGUAUCCAGACGUCGUGGCUCCGACGUCUCCUCUUCUAUCGACCUCUCGGACGAAGGCGGCUACUCCGCAGUCGAGGAUAUUAGCGAUUCCGAGGACGACGACGAGGAGGAUGUCAACGCGGCCGAGGAGGAGCAUAUCCUUACGGGCGAGCUGCUAGGUAUCCACAGCACCCGCUCCCCUCGGCCGCAUCCCGGCAAAGACGAGCAAGACGACAGUGAAGAAGGCGAUGAUGAAGACGAUGACGAUUACGAGGGGGACAACGAUGAGGACGCUGACGAGACCGGCAGCUGGAACGGCAUCGCCUCGGAGGCCGAUAUCGAAAGCCAGGUCGUCGACCAGGGAUAUGCUAGCACGGAGCGCCGUGUCCGCUUCGACAUUCCCGACUCGUCAGACGACGACACUGAGACGGAUGAGGAUGUCGGCCAGGGCUUUUUCCCCGACCUCUUUGUUGAUAAGAGCGCCCUCGACCCAUCUUUCCGUCGGGAGAUCGAGCACGAUCCCGACCCCUACGACUCCUCUACUUCGGAAGCGUUCUGGGACCACUAUGGCGCGUCCGGCGAGUUGGAGAACGACCCUGACGAGCCAGGUUCCGAUUUUGAAGCUUUGAUGCAUGUGAUUGAAGAUGAGGACAGCACGCCCAUCGCCACUCCCAUGACGAGCCACGAGCUGUCCACUGGCCUUUCGACUCCUACUGGUCUUUUUGGGAACGACGACGAGUCGCUGGACGGGUAUCAAACCGAUGGGGAUACCACCGAUGAAGAAGACCCACCUGAAAACCCUCUUCGGCGUAAGACUCGACGGGAGCUUGUGGACGAUUCCUCGGAUUCUGACGUAGUACCCCUUAUCCGACCCCGCCGCGGUCAGCCGCGCGUCGGCCGAUUCAAUCUCGACAAGUCUAGCAAGAAGCCCAUCGCCAUCUUGAAUCCGAGGACGGGCAAGAUGAUGAUCUUCACACCCCAAUGCGUGAAAGGGAGGGGCUUCGACCUUUCCCCAGAGCAGUUCAACUUCCAAUAUUUCGACCAAUCCCAGUCGUCCCCCAUUCUAAGCAACCCUGGCAACAUCAUGAUGAGCGGGAUGAUCUCAUCCAGCACUUACGGCGAUUUUAUGAACACGCAUGCCAUCGGCCCAGCCGAGGCCUGGUACGCCCAGGCGUCAGACGGCGGGAACGCUAUCGGGUCGUCCGAUUCCGACGACCACGUCGUGGAUGAAGCCGAGAAGAGCCUGAGGCUUGAAGACUUUAUCACCAUAGAUGAUGAUGAUGACGAUGAUGAUGAUGAUGACUUGUCCGAGGACGAGAAGGACCUGGAACAAGGCACCGCCGACGACGGGAUAUUUUGCACACCCGCCCGGCCGGGCACCUCGUCCAGUGAUGUCGCGUCUCUGCUCGAUCACUUCCAGCACAAUGCCAACAUCGUCGGGGCGUUUCGUCGAGACCAGGUGAAUCACCAGCUGAUUAGCCGUAGCAAGGCUACCCGUGAAUCGCUAGCGUUCUCCGGCCCUUAUUUUGAAGGCACCCUCCGCGGCAUCAAGGAUGGGCGCAUCGCUACCGCCAAUGUUCCCAUAUCCCCCUUGCGGAAACAGAAGAAGAUGCCUGAUAUCGCCAGCAGCCCUCUGUCGGCGAUGUCCCAGAAGAGGAAGGCAUCAUCGGAGCACCAUAUCGACCACAAACGGCAGAGAAGCAUCCCAGAUGUGGAUCUUCUGAGGAUUUAAUUUCCCCGGUGGUCGAUCCUCGCCCGAUGCAGUAUAUCAAAAGACGCCAAUGGACGGUGUGACCUUAAAUUAUAAGUCAUUUCCUGGCCAUUGAACCCAUUACAACUAUAGAAAAUUCUCAAUGUUUCCUACUGCAGCUUACCUAUGUCUAACGUGAUUCCCCUUUCCUUUUUCUUUUCCUCUACUCGAGUGUAGCUAGCGAUGGCGUCUCGCCUCUCGAAGGUGUCCUAGGGACACGUUUCUUUUUUUUUUAAAAA
Messenger RNA from Durotheca rogersii, 2121 nucleotides. RefSeq lists its product as uncharacterized. The coding region runs from base 107 to 1864 and encodes 585 amino acids. Lineage: Eukaryota; Fungi; Ascomycota; Sordariomycetes; Xylariales; Xylariaceae. The record is from RefSeq and is a predicted model, not a curated record. The transcript has 2 exons.